AGGUUAUGACUUCAACAAUGGUAUCGACUACCAUAAACUUUUCCAGUCCUACAAAUGCUCAGGGUUUCAGGCUACUAGCUUUGGUUGCGCAGUAGAAGAAAUUAAUCGAAUGGUAGCGUGUAGAGAGAUGCCCUUACCCGAGGGUCAUUCAGACAUUGGCGAAGAUGAAUUUACCAGAACAAGGAAAAAUUGCACAAUAUUUUUAGGCUAUACAUCUAAUAUGGUGUCCUGUGGUGUACGAGAAAGUAUUAGAUUCCUAGUCGAGCACAACCUUGUUGACUGCUUAGUAACAACAGCAGGUGGUGUGGAAGAAGACCUUAUCAAGUGCCUAGCACCAACAUAUCUGGGAGACUUUUAUCUCAAAGGAAAAUCGCUUAGGUUGAAAGGGAUCAAUAGAAUAGGCAAUCUCUUAGUGCCUAACAAUAAUUACUGCAAGUUUGAAGACUGGGUUAUGCCAAUUCUAGAUGCUAUGUUAGAAGAACAGCAAAAUCAGGGAGUUGUAUGGUCACCAUCAAAGAUUAUCACAAGACUUGGCAAAGAGAUUAACGACCCUUCAAGCAUUGCCUACUGGGCUGCCAAAAAUAAAAUACCGAUAUUUAGUCCAGCAUUGACUGAUGGAAGUCUAGGGGACAUGAUGUAUUUCCAUGGCAUAAAAAGUCCUGGACUCAUUGUAGACAUAAAUUCAGAUCUUCGUCGAUUAAAUGAUUUUGCCAAAAAGGCUGUCAAUUCAGGAAUGAUCAUAAUUGGAGGAGGAAUUGUCAAACACCAUAUUUGUAAUGCUAAUCUAAUGAGGAAUGGUGCAAACUUCUCUGUGUUUCUGAACACAGCCAGUGAGUGGGAUGGUAGUGAUAGUGGAGCUAGACCAGAUGAGGCAGUUUCGUGGGGUAAAAUCAAAAUUGAUGCAAACCCUGUAAAGGUGUAUGGUGAGGCAUCAUUGUUGUUUCCUCUGUUAGUUGGAGAAACAUUUGCAAGGCACCAUUUUGGAAUGGAAAGUAAAGAUGAUGAUGGUAAAGUCGAGUCUGUAUCUCCUUGAGUUUGUACACAUUUCUACAGAGAGAGAUAUAAGAUAUCUAAUGUGGUUACAAUUGUUUCCUGUAAUAGGCUGGGUCCCCCAGGGUUGCCGACGACUCCAGAGAAUCCAACAAUAAUGGCCAUUAUUCGAACACCUGCCAGUCGUAACUCCGGGUCUUGAUUAGUAA
Messenger RNA from Macrobrachium nipponense, 1199 nucleotides. RefSeq names its product probable deoxyhypusine synthase. The transcript has 8 exons. Gene Ontology annotation, cellular component: cytoplasm. Gene Ontology annotation, molecular function: deoxyhypusine synthase activity. Gene Ontology annotation, biological process: peptidyl-hypusine biosynthetic process. Bases 110 to 1033 code for a protein of 307 amino acids. Lineage: Eukaryota; Metazoa; Arthropoda; Malacostraca; Decapoda; Palaemonidae. The record is from RefSeq and is a predicted model, not a curated record.